Messenger RNA from Anopheles stephensi (Asian malaria mosquito), 2659 nucleotides. It is a transcript of the gene Elp4, whose product is annotated as putative elongator complex protein 4. Bases 148 to 1245 code for a protein of 365 amino acids. Gene Ontology annotation, biological process: tRNA wobble uridine modification. NCBI's taxonomy places the organism in Eukaryota, Metazoa, Arthropoda, Insecta, Diptera, Culicidae. The transcript is spliced from 3 exons. Gene Ontology annotation, cellular component: cytoplasm; elongator holoenzyme complex; transcription elongation factor complex. The record is from RefSeq and is a predicted model, not a curated record.
GGUCCGCGCUGCUGUCACUUUUUGCACAAGGUUGCUACAGUGUUGGUGGUAUGUUCACCUUGCUCCCCAUGUGUAAACAUUCAGCUAUCGUGAAAACGCUGUGCCGGCCCUUGGAAGCAAUAAAAUCAAACAAACGAACGUUUCCAAAUGUCUGGGUUUGUUAAGCGUCGACGAGCUUUAAAUAUUAAUGGGACCCGGCUGUCUGUACACUCGGGACAGUCGGUAAUUUCGCUAGGAAACCCGUCAUUAGACCACGUUUUUGGCGGUGGGUUUCCCAUCGGUUCCAUCAUCGCUAUCGGAGAAGACAAACAUGGAAACUAUUCCCGAGUGCUGUCCAAGUACUUUCUUGCGGAAGGAAUCGUAAACAAACAUCCACUGCUGGUAGCGUCUUUGGAGGAAGAUCCUUUACAGUUGGUUGAAAAAUUGCCUCAACCCGUGGAAUCGACCACAUCUGUUGAAAGUAGAGCUGAGCAGGAACCCGAAACCAUGCGAAUUGCCUUUCGAUACAAUCAACUAGCACCGGUAGAUUCGGAACAGAAGUCAUCCACAGCGCUCGGACACUAUUUCGAUCUAACCAAAACAAUCCCUUCAACGGCAUUACUAACGCAAGACAUCACCUAUUGGAACGGAGACGAACGGCCGGAUGGUGGGAUCGGUUCGUUCCACAAUCCGCACUACGCAUCCCUGCUGUCCUGCAUCCAUCGCAAAGCAAGCGAACAGCAGUUCAACGCGACGUCCGGCGAAGGCACUAAAAAUGUGCUUCGAAUUUGCUUAAACUCGAUCGGCUCCCCAGCCUGGUACGAUAAGAACUUUUCCGGCGAUUUCCUACGCUUUAUCGCCCUCCUUAAAGCCAUCGUACGAAACACGCUGUCUGUCUGCUUAAUUACUGUGCCGCUGCAUCUGUUUCACCAUCUGGACGAUUUCCACCUGUACAAGCGAGUGAUAAAUUUGUUCGAUUUUUCCUUCGAGCUGGAAGCUUUUGCCGGCCAAAUGGAAGAGCAGGCAAAUCCUGUCUUCAAAGAGUACCAUGGCUUGUUGAACAUUACGAAAAUAGCUCCGUUCAAUAGUUUGGCUUCCUUCCAUCCUAAAACGCGCGAUUUAGCAUUCAAGCUGAAGCGAAGCAAGUUUGUGAUUGAAAAAUUGCACCUUCCGCCGGAUAUUGUAGAUGAAGAUAGUCGGGCAAAGGUGCAAAUGCCCACACUCAGCUGCGCUAGUGCAGGGAUGAAAAAUAGGCUAGAUUUUUAGCUUUCGGGCAAAAAUACACUGUUGAAACGAAUAAUGUACGUACGGUAGAUGUAAUUCGAAUCAGCAUUCGUUUAUUCACGCCUUAACAUGUAUGAAAUUAAAAAAAUACGCCUUGAAAUGUUACCCUCUCCCUAAACUAGAUAACUCUUGGAGAUUUGAUAGUAGUGGGAAUUGUUGUUGUUGUUGUUGUUGAAUGCCAUAUCGGACCGCUGUUUGCUGUACUCCUUCGACUGCAGGUACGCUUCCCGGAUCGUUGGUACGGCGAUGGGCGACGGCAGCUCGUGCUCGUAGAUGUUGUCCCGGACACGUCGAUUCGCCGGCAUUGCUGGGAUGGGAAUGUGUGGCAAUGGAAGGGUACGCAGCAUUUGCGGCACCUGACUCUUCCGGGGAAGUUUGGUACAGCUGAGAAUAAUGCUGAGCAGUACGCAAAACUCAACCACCGCCACAAUCAAUCCAGCGCAAAGAAACAGGAAGUAUUGUUCACGGUACCACACCUCAAUUUUGUGCAGGCAGCCCUGUGUCCGUCAUGGAAAGAAGUGUGUAAAACAUUAUUCAUUUGCUAUGAGGUUUUACAGUAAGCUAUUAAUAAGCCACUAAUGAUGUACCAACUUACAUCCAGAUGUCGACUUUUCUCAUAAUCCUGUGGUUGGAGUGCCUGGCACAGCGUCCCGUUUACCGGCACGGGGUCUAGGUAGGCCGUAAACUCGAACCGAUUCACCAGCUUGCAGCACGUGAGCGGAACGGUGAGCUCUUUCUUGCCCAAGCUUUGCAGCUUCCACAGGGCUGUGUCGUAGUUGAUGCUGGUGUUGAUGGCACAGCAUUCGAAAAUCGUUUGCGCCAAAUCCAUUGCUGCGGUAAACUGUUCAUUUCCCGGCACACCGUAGUUGGCCUGAAGCGCUUUUACCAUCGCAGUUUCGUUGAGGUUCAAUCCCAGGCACUGUGGCCAGGCAGUGAUCAUCAAGCACACGCCAAACUCCGCUAUCAAUAGCGACAGAAUGAUCAGAAAGUACUACGAGCAGAAGGAACAUCGGUCGUUAAGAUUAGUGGUACAUGUUCAUGUGCAGCGUAAAAAGGGAAGAAAUUACCAUGGUUAAAACACAGUACGUAUUCAUACAGGUUGCCCAACAUCCUAACAGGGAAGCAAUGAUAGCCACAAGCCCGGCCGUAGUGAGAGCGAAUGCAACGUAGUAAAAUAGCGGCUGCUCUAGCUCAGACAGGGGCGUCCGUUGUUGGUCAGAGGCUGAUAUAAGCAAUCGGGACAGCAGUAUCCGUGGGGAAUCGGUGAAUAGGUAGAAACCUGUGGAAAGCAGCGUUAUUCCACACAGCUGUAAGUACAUAGAUACAUCGAACAUUGAAAUAUGUGGAUAAAGUUGAGACUGAUCGUUGUUUAUAUAAGCAAAAAACGAAGAACAAA